Messenger RNA from Heterocephalus glaber (naked mole-rat), 2482 nucleotides. Its product is annotated as sodium/glucose cotransporter 1-like. NCBI's taxonomy places the organism in Eukaryota, Metazoa, Chordata, Mammalia, Rodentia, Bathyergidae. The record is from RefSeq and is a predicted model, not a curated record. Gene Ontology annotation, molecular function: D-glucose:sodium symporter activity. Gene Ontology annotation, biological process: sodium ion transport; transmembrane transport. Gene Ontology annotation, cellular component: plasma membrane.
GCUGGAGCCAUUGCCGCCUAACUGAUCCAGAAACGUCACCAUGGACCUCCCUGAGAACCAUGAUCACUUCUGGAACUGGAGUGCUAUGGGCCUCGGUACUUACAACUGGAAAGAUGCACUGAUUUUGACUGUGUACCUGGUGCUGGUCUUGUACAUUGGCCUACGGGCUUUAUCAAGAGAUCGUUCAACAAUAAAAGGCUUCUUCCUAGCUGGCCAAAAUCUACCGUGGUGGCUGAUCGCUGCUUCUCUUUUUGCUGCAAAUAUUGGCAGUAGCCACUUUAUUGGCCUGGCAGGGAUAGGAGCAUCUUCGGGAAUUGCUGUUGGGGCCUUCGAAUGGAAUACUAUAUUUAUGCUCUUUAUUCUUGGUUGGAUAUUUGUUCCUAUUUACAAUAAAGCUGGGGUGGUGACGCUGCCAGAAUAUUUGAGAAAGAGGUUUGGUAGUGUCCGUAUCCAGCUCCUCGCCUCUAUUUUGUCCAUACUCAUUGAUGUGAUCACCAGGAUCUUGGUAGAAGUCUGCUAUGGUGCCAUGUUUGUGAAAAUUGCUUGGGACAUGGAUGUUUACCAGGUCACAAUGCUACUGCUGGUGAUUGCUGGCAUUUAUACCAUCACAGGUGGUUUGGCAGCUGUGAUUUAUACUGAGGCUUUACAUGCUAUUGUUAUGCUUGUGGGGUCCAUUUUGUUAAUGAUCUACGCCUUUAGAAAAGUGGGAGGAUACAAGCAGCUACAGCGUAAUUACUUCUACACCAUCCCGGGAAAGACCAGUGAAGGAAACUGGACUGCCAAGCCAGAGUGCUACAUCCCUCGCCAGGAUGCUUUCCAUAUCUUCCGAGAUCUCGUCUCUGGAGACUUCGCCUGGCCCAAACUUAUCCUUGGUGCCACUACUAUCUCCUUAUUCUAUGGGUGUGCUGAUCAGGUUUCUGUCCAGCGGGGCCUGGCAGGGAAGAACAUAUCUCACAUGAAAGCUGGCUUCCUUCUGUAUGGGUACCUGAAGUUGUUGCCUAUGUUCCUCAUGGUGAUGCCAGGAAUGAUCAGCCGCAUCUUUUACCCAAACCAAGUGGCUUGUGUUGUACCUUCAGAAUGUGAAAAGUACUGCGGCGCCCAACGCAGUUGUAGCCCUGUCGCUUAUCCGAGGAUGGUGGUAUCAUUGCUGCCUACUAGCCUACAGGGCAUGAUGUUGUCCACAGUAUGUGCCACCAUCAUUUCCUCCUUGACUUCUGCUUUCAACAGUGUCAGUUCCCUGUUCACAAUGAAUAUCUAUGCCUGGAUGCGGCCUCGGGCCUCUGAAAAUGAACUCAUGAUAACAGCAAGGUUUUUUAUUAUAACCUUACUUGCUACCACCAUUGUUUGGAUCCCUAUUAUAGAAACAGGUCUCAGUGAAAAUUUAUUUGAAUAUAUGCUGAUAGUGAGGAGUUGCCUGACGCCACCCAUUACUGCCCUCUUCAUACUUGCUGUGUUUUCCAAGAGAGUCAGUGAGGAGGGUGCCUUCUGGGGGCUGACUUUGGGGAUUGUGAUCGGCUUCUUUCGACUGCUGCCUGAGGUUAUCUAUGGACACAGGACCUGUGAGAAGAGCAAGUGCCCUAUGCCCAUCUGCAGCAUACACUACCUCUAUUUUAGCACGUUCCUCCUCUUGGUCAGUCUUCUCAGCAUGCUGGGGAUCUCCUUCUUCACACGCCCAAUUCCAGAUAGACAUCUCUACAGGCUUUGCUGGAGCUUACGAAAGAGCCUAGAGGAGAGGUUAGAUCUGGACAGGGGCAUAACAUGGAGGAGACUCCCCAGAUUCCCAGCCACACCAGCUAUGUUCCGGGAUUCCCAGAGCUACUUCUGGGAGGCCUUCCAACUGUUUUUUGGCCUGGAGCCACAGCUGAACCCCAAGGUGGCCUCUGGAAAGGUCUCCAAGGAGAUAAAUACAACUGAGGAGAUGGAGGCAACUGAGAAAAGGAAACAUAGUGAUUCUUUGGAAGUUGCUGAGGCCCUGGCCCCUGGAGAGGCAUCCAGAAGGAUAGAAGUAAGGGAGAAAAAUAUGGAGCAAGGUGACCCAUCAGAAAGUGCAGACAUCCUGGCUCAAGGAGACCUAUCCAGGAAUAUGAAGGCAACCAAGGAGAAGACAGAAAAUACAGACAGGGGUGAUAAGUCAGAAAAGUCCUGCUGGAGGAGGCUGAUCAGUGCCAGUGCGACCAUCUUGAUCGCACUUGUGGUCUUUGGCCACAUUUACUUUGCCUGAAGCAGCUAAAGCCUGGAGUGUCUGGAGGGCACCAAGGAUGUUGCCUUUCCCAGACCCUCAUCAGGAAAGAGAUGACGUGUUUCCUCCUGGGACACCCAAGAAUAUGAGGCCAACACUUAUACCAAUGAUAAUGCUCCUUCGGUGUGAUGUAUCAAAUGCCACCAGCUGCAGGGCCAUGGAUUUUGUGGAAUUCUUGUUCUGAUUUUUGUCCCUUCUUCUAUUUAUAUACAUUAAUUUUCAUAUAAGGCAAUCUUAUAUUCC